AUGUCUUCGCUACGUCGGGUACUCCUUAUCAGUCUCGGCAACCCGGGCAACCUACGUUCAACGUACCACUCUGCCGGACACAUCGUGCUAGAGUCUCUCCAGAGGCAGUUAGGCCGAGACCAGCCUGCGUUUGGAGAUAUGCGGUAUGGCAAAGCUUCGGCUCUCGUUUCAAUCGGUUACCGAUACACGCUCGUGCAGAGCCCAACCUCAAUGAAUGUCUCCGGCCCAUGGGUGUCAUCGGCGAUCCGACAACACUUCGAGGACAACAUGCUCAGCCAAGAAGAGGGUGCAGUUCUGCUGGUGCACGACGAUCUCGAGUUGGACCUUGGGGUCGUCAAGGUCAGGAAGUGGGAUAGCAGCCACAAAGGGCACAACGGGGUGAAGAGCGUUCAAGCCUCGCCCAGCAAGUUUGUCCAAGGCUCCGCGGCGAAGACAGCACGGCUGUGUGUGGGAAUUGGUAGGCCCGAGGGGCGGGACAAAAGAACCGUGUCAGACUUCGUGCUAAGCCGUAUUCCCAAGUAUGACAGGUCUGUCUUGGAGGGGAAGGCAACUCAAAAGGUGUUUGAGGCGCUCUCUGAGUUGGAGAGGAAGUGGUAG
Canariomyces notabilis is the source of this 597-nucleotide messenger RNA. Its product is annotated as peptidyl-tRNA hydrolase. The coding region runs from base 1 to 597 and encodes 198 amino acids. Lineage: Eukaryota; Fungi; Ascomycota; Sordariomycetes; Sordariales; Chaetomiaceae. The record is from RefSeq and is a predicted model, not a curated record. Gene Ontology annotation, molecular function: peptidyl-tRNA hydrolase activity. The transcript has a single exon.